GAAAAAACAGGAAAAAGUAAAGUGUUUUGAAAGGAAGAAAGAGCUGGAGAGUCGAAAAGAAGCAGAAGAUGCCAGGAGAGAUUAUUACUUUGCAAGCAGGUCAAUGUGGAAACCAAAUUGGACAGCAGUUUUGGCAACAGAUAUGUGCUGAGCAUGGAAUAUCUUUGGAUGGAGAAUUUGAUGCAUCUCUUUAUUCUGCUAAUAAUAAUAAUAGUAGCAAUAGCCCUUUUUAUAAUGAAAAUAAUAUAUUGAUUGACGAUAGAAAAAACAUUUUUUUUUAUGAGUCCGAUAACAAUAGAUAUACGCCAAGAUCAAUAUUAAUUGAUCUUGAACCUAGAGUUUUAUCAACUAUUCAAAAUAAAUUGCCAAACCUAUUCAAUCCGAAAAAUUAUUAUAGUGCGAAAAAUGGAAGCGGAGCAGGAAAUAACUGGUUAUCAGGAUUCAAUUAUUCGUAUCAACAUAAUGAAGAAUUGCUUGAUGUGAUUAAUAAGGAGAUAGACUCUUGUGAUAAUUUUGAAGGAUUUAAAUUAAUUCAUUCAGUUGCAGGGGGGACAGGAUCUGGGUUGGGAUCAUAUUGUUUGGAGUCUUUAAAUGAUAAUUUUCCCAAAAAAUUGAUUAACACUUAUUCUAUUUUUCCAUCAAACUCGGGGAAUAAUAGUAGCGAUGUUGUUGUUCAACCAUAUAAUACAUUGUUGACAUUGAAAAGAUUAAUUGAAUUUUCGGAUAGUACGAUUUUAAUGGAUAAUGAAUCAUUGACCAAGAUAUCUAUUGAGAUAUUUAAUGAAAACGAGUUUUUAAAACAAUCGAUAUCGUUCAAUGAGAUUAAUCAAUUGAUUUCAACAAUAAUAUCUAAUUUGACUAAUUCGAUACGAUUUCCAAAUUAUAUGUAUAAUUCGCUAACGAGUAUUUAUUCGAACUUGAUACCAUUGCCAAACUUACAUUUUUUGAUACCAAGCUAUUAUCCGUUUACUAUUGAUUAUGUGGAUAACGUUAAGAAAAUCCGGAAAAACUCAAUUUAUGAGAUAUUGCUAGAGUUGUUGAAUAAAGAUAAUAAAUUGCUUCAAAUUUCCAACAGUAACGGUGGGAAUUACUUGUCGAUGCUAAGUUUUCUUAAUUGUAGUUCAAAACAAAAUGAUAUCCAAAGAGCAAUAUUGAAAAUUCAAGAGAGAGUGAGCUUUGUGCCAUGGGCCACCUCAAACAUUAAUUUACUAUACACAAAGAAGUCGCCAUAUUUGAAAUAUAACAGAAACUCCAAGAGAAAUAUUAACAAUAGUGAUAAUAACAGCGGCAGUAAUAAUGGGCGCAAUAAACCAUUAAAUAUGAAUUCAAAUAAUGAUGUGUCUGGGCUAAUGCUUUCAAAUGAAACUAAUAUAGUGGUGCUAUUUAAGAAGAUUUUGAAAAAUUUCGAUAAACUUAUAAAAAGAAACGCAUUUUUAGAAAACUACAAGAAGGGUGCAGGAAGCUUGUUCUCCGAGGGUUCUAGUGGAAACAAUGAGUUGAUCCAGGAAUUCAACGACAGCAAAGAAAGUGUUCAAAAUCUCAUUGAUGCCUAUACAGCCUGUGACUCCACAAGCUAUCUCGCUGAUUUGGACUCUGAUGACGAAAGAAAUGGCGCUGUGGUGGAGGAAUUUGAGCACGAAAACAACAACCCCGGUGGCAGCACUCAGAUGGAGGUGGAUGGUGAGAUCGAAACACCAGGACUCUAA
Molecule: messenger RNA, 1706 nt
Organism: Ascoidea rubescens DSM 1968
Lineage: Eukaryota; Fungi; Ascomycota; Saccharomycetes; Ascoideales; Ascoideaceae
Gene: TUB4
Product: gamma-tubulin
Exons: 2
Coding region: 69-1706 (545 amino acids)
Biological process (GO): mitotic sister chromatid segregation; mitotic spindle organization; mitotic cell cycle
Cellular component (GO): cytoplasm; spindle; nucleus
Molecular function (GO): GTP binding; structural constituent of cytoskeleton
Source: RefSeq, a predicted model, not a curated record